Cavia porcellus (domestic guinea pig) is the source of this 1615-nucleotide messenger RNA. It is a transcript of the gene Fcgr2b, whose product is annotated as Fc fragment of IgG receptor IIb. Gene Ontology annotation, molecular function: transmembrane signaling receptor activity. Gene Ontology annotation, biological process: regulation of immune response; cell surface receptor signaling pathway. Lineage: Eukaryota; Metazoa; Chordata; Mammalia; Rodentia; Caviidae. Gene Ontology annotation, cellular component: plasma membrane. The record is from RefSeq and is marked provisional.
UUUGGUUGUUUUCUGGGUGGAGAGAAGCUGCAUACUGUAGGAGUCAGCUUGCUGCAGAAGUGAUGGCGAUCCCUUCGUUCUUACCUGUCCUUGGCACCAAGAGUCACCGAGCUGACUAUAAGCCCUUGCAGACUUUGAGCCACAUGCUGCUGUGGAUAACUGUGCUAUUCCUGGCUCCUGUUGCUGGGACCUCUGCAGACCCCCCGAAGGCUGUGGUGAGACUGGAGCCCCCAUGGAUCCAGGUGCUCCGGGGAGACCGCGUGACUCUGACCUGCGAGGGUGCCCCCAGCCCUGGGAACCACUCCACCCAGUGGCUCCACAACGGGAGACUCAUCCCUACCCAGGUCCUGCCCAGCUACCGGUUCACUGCCAAGGGCAAUGACAGCGGAGAGUACAGGUGCCAGGCGGGCGGGACCAGUCUCAGCGACCCUGUGCGUCUGGACGUGAUUUCUGACUGGCUGGUGCUCCAGACUUCUCAACUGAUUUUCCAGGAGGGGGACGUCAUCGUGCUGCGGUGCCACAGCUGGAAUAACUGGCCUUUGGCCAAGGUCACAUUCUACCACAAUGGGGUAGCCAAGAAAUAUUUCUCUAUCAGUAAAAAUUUCUCCAUCCCACAAGCAAACCACAGUCACAGUGGUGCUUACAACUGCACGGGAUUAAUAGGAAGGACAUCUCACACAUCACCGCCUGUGACCAUCACUGUCCAAGGGCCCAAGUCAAGCGACUCUUCAAUGGUGGUGAUAAUUGUGGCUGCAGUCAUUGGGAUUGCUACAGCGGCCAUUGUUGUUGCUGUAGUAGCUAUCAUCUGCCUCAAGAAAAAGCAGCCUCCAGGAAACCCUGAGCACAGGGAAAUGGGAGAAACCCUCCCCGAGGACCCAGGUGAGUACAGCGUUGUCUUUGGGGGCUCAAUGAUGUCCUGUCCAGGACUGCCAGAUGGAUUGGAGCCAGCAAGAACUGACUUGUCCAAUCUCUCUGAUCCUGAGGAGGUCGCUAAAUCUGAGGUUGAAAAUACAAUCACCUAUUCACUUCUCAAGCACCCGGAAGCUCAGGAUGAUGACACAGAGCAUGACUAUCAGAACCACAUUUAAUCUCCAUUAUCUGGCCCUGGGAUUUGGGGGAGAAAAAUCAAGAAGUGAAGAUCUGCUAUCUCCAGGCCUAAGGUUCCCUUGGAGAGGUCGAGAGGAUGCUGAAGUUCAAAGAAGGAGCAGGAUUUUUCCAGAGUCCUGUAUGUGAGUCCUAAAGUUCUUUGGCCUGACACUAACAGAAAAUAUGAACUCUGAAGGCUGGCUGAUUCUGUGCCUCAGCACUUCCCUACAUCAGGGCUGUUAUACAGCCCCACAGCCAACAAAAUGAUAAAAUUAAUAUUGCUAAGAGAUUUUAACAACAUGUGACAUGCCUACAUUAUGGGUAACAUGAGAAAAAUUACAUAAGUAUAUAUGAUUUCAGAAGUGAUAAAAUCAACUAACAUCUACCAACAUAUUAAAAAUGAUUGUUUCAGGGUGAUAGAAUUAUCAGUGGUUUUUGUUCUUUCUUAUUUUCCUACAAAUCUAUAAGUUUAUUUUCCUAUAAAUCCUAUAAAUCAUGUACUGUAUUUGUAAUAAAAUAUUAUGAAAAC